UGGCUGGAAUAAUUUUUAUCAGUCGUGGUCAAACAGCCGUCAGAGCGGAACAGACCCGGGAGCUGAGCUGUGCUGUGUAUUAUCAGCAGCUCUCACACUAACAAACCGUAACAAACCAUUAACAGCAUGGGCGUUUUCUAAACAAAUACUCUGGGAGACACUGUGACCUACAAUGGCUGUGGAUGCGGCUGCCAGUUUCAGUUUCUGCAGGAAUGUUCUGGAGCACACUGUCUCGGCGGAGGAACUCAACUACCAGUUGCCCCGGCAGCCAGGGGGCAGCCUUACCUGGCAUGAUGGGAGAGGGCAAAGGAUGGCAGGGGGCAGGACCGUAAAACUGCUGCAGCAGCCAGGGACAGAAACAACACAGAUCAGAUCGGGUCAGGCAUUCAGUGUUUACCACACGAGCCCCACGCUGACUAGUCUGUCCAAACCGGUCGUCCUCUGGACACAGCAGGACGUCUGCAAAUGGCUGAAGAAGCACUGUCCACACAACUACUUGACCUAUGUAGAGGCCUUCUCACACCACGCCAUUACAGGGCGAGCCCUCCUGAGACUGAACGGGGAGAAGCUGGAGCGCAUGGGCAUUGUUCAGGAGACUCUGCGGCAGGAGGUCCUGCAGCAGGUGCUGCAGCUCCAGGUGCGAGAGGAGGUGCGCAACCUGCAGCUCCUCAGUCAAGCUUCUUUUGGAAAUCUUUAAAAGCUUAUCCGUCCGCUUGGCAGCUCUCUUCUGACACAAUGCAUCUGGGAUUCCUUUGGGAGGGAUUGCUGCAGACUCCAGAUAGGAAGAUGGAAAAUCAUGCUUUCAAUUGGAAAGGAUUUGGCCUCCGAGGGACUGAUUCAAACCGCACUCUGCGAGGCUUUAGAGGAACAUGCUUAUAACAAGGGCGGACACUGAAAGCGUGUCGCUGGGGAUUCGUACAAUGGCCCGCAAUGCAGCUGAACAUUGUUAGCGAAACCCACUAGGACUUCUGUAUGGAUUUCUUUUUUUUUUUUCCAGGUUGAAAAUGGAAUCUGUUAAGCACCUCUGAUGAUCAGAUUUUAAAAUGCAUUUCCUUUAAUUGAAAUAUGGUGUAUCCUUUAGACUUCAGACCACUUGCAUUAACAGCUCCUGUGGUUUUCUUUUACACUAAUUGAUUGACCUUGCAGUCAGUCCAUGGUGGUUGAUGCUAACUGUUAAAUUGUUCACCAUCUUAAAACUGAAUGCUAAAAGCUUUUAUGCUGCCAUAUGUAAUAAUAAUAAUUAUAAUAAUAAAAAUAAUUAAUAAAAAAACCCCACAAAAUACUGUAUUUCUAAU
This is a messenger RNA of Polyodon spathula (Mississippi paddlefish), 1295 nucleotides long. RefSeq names its product sterile alpha motif domain-containing protein 10-like. The record is from RefSeq and is a predicted model, not a curated record. Gene Ontology annotation, molecular function: protein binding. Gene Ontology annotation, biological process: cell surface receptor protein tyrosine kinase signaling pathway. Lineage: Eukaryota; Metazoa; Chordata; Actinopteri; Acipenseriformes; Polyodontidae. The transcript is spliced from 5 exons. Bases 173 to 697 code for a protein of 174 amino acids. Gene Ontology annotation, cellular component: cytoplasmic side of plasma membrane.